Perca flavescens (yellow perch) is the source of this 8261-nucleotide messenger RNA. It is a transcript of the gene arhgef10la, whose product is annotated as Rho guanine nucleotide exchange factor (GEF) 10-like a. The transcript is spliced from 27 exons. Gene Ontology annotation, cellular component: cytosol. Gene Ontology annotation, biological process: actin cytoskeleton organization; positive regulation of stress fiber assembly; SREBP signaling pathway. The record is from RefSeq and is a predicted model, not a curated record. NCBI's taxonomy places the organism in Eukaryota, Metazoa, Chordata, Actinopteri, Perciformes, Percidae. The coding region runs from base 504 to 4400 and encodes 1298 amino acids. Gene Ontology annotation, molecular function: guanyl-nucleotide exchange factor activity; protein binding.
GCCACUCUGCCAUUGGUCGGUUGUGUCUGAGAGCCCCCCCCCUGCUUUGUGCUGUUGUCUGGGGCAGCAGCAGGGGUCUGGAGAGUGGGAGGAGGGAGAAGACCAAAGAAAGGACAGAAUGAGACUGGAGGGGCUGAGUGGGGAAAAGGACCCAUCUAAAAAAGAGAGGGACAGAGAGGGGAGAUAGAGGAAGGAACACAACCAGAGAGGCGAGGUAGAGAGAGAGAGAGAGAGAGAGGGGGAGGGAUCAAAGAGGGUUAGCUCAUCUAGAGCUGCUAGUGCAAACGUGCAGGGGAGAAGUUGUGGGAAAGUAAACAGAACAGGAGAAUUCCAAUCUGUUUUUCAGCCACUUGCAGCCCUAGCAGGGGACCACAGAGAUGCCUGUGCUGGACCCGGAAGCGUGGUAACAACUGAGAGUUUAUGGGAGGCUACCAGGAUUAAAGUGUCACCAGGGUGCGCCUGGAGCUUCUUGGAGGACAUACUACUGAAGACAAGGAGGGAUUAUGUCUACUGUGAUGUCUCAACGGCAACCACCAAAAGAGGAUGAAGAGGAGGAGGAUGAGGAGCAAGGGGAAGAGUUUUCGUUUGAGGACAGUGAGGAUGAGGAGAACAGUAAAGGGAUCACCUCUGACUCUGCUAGAUCUGUCCAGUCGUCGAAAAAGGAGGAGAGUGAGACAUCGGGCAGUGUCUCACAAACAGGCACGGACUGCACACAACGUCUUACACCUGCGCCUCCUGCCGGACAGGAGGGCGAUCUCCCCAAGGAUGUAACUUCAAUUUCUACUGCAGAUGUUCCAGUUAAUGAGUCACCCAGCGGGGCCUCGUUGGCAGCGGCAGCAGCAGCAGCAGCAGCAGCAGCCGAGCCCAGUACCUCAGCGUCUCGUGUGGCAGAGGAGCUGCAGGGGCUUCCAGUUGUGCCGCCAGCUGUGGAGACGCCGACUGAUUCAGGAGACCACAGCAAAGCGAUCGGCAAGGAAAGCUCCGACUCCAGGGACACCUCUGAAGCUUUGCGUGCGGCUGAAGCCGAGCCACAGACAGAGGAGGCUUCCGAGGUGAUCUAUGAUGACGUUCCAAGCGAGGACCCCCUCUCUCCCGAUGCAGAUAUGAUCUACGAAGAUGUCCAGAGAGACAGCGGUCCUCUGGACGGGGACAACGCGUGGAGCUCCAGCGAGUUCGAAAGCUACGACGAACAGUCUGAUAACGAGACCAAGCUACCGACACGGAGCAAGCUCUCUCCUGAAGUGUGUCGGCUGAGGGAACGCUGUGCCAGGACCAAACGCGAACUGGCCAUGAGGCUGUCUGGCAAGCACAACUAUGACAUCAAGGUUCAGCAGCUCAUGAAGGCGGCGCGAAGCGGAACGAAGGGCGGCCUUGAAAAGACCAAGAUAGCCGUCAUGCGAAAAGUUUCCUUCCUCCAGAGAAAAGAUCAAUUGGAAGAGGAGGAUGAUGCAGGAUACCUGGAUGUGGCUGUGUCAGAAGUGAAGCAUCCCCCCCCACAGCUGAGCCCCAUGCCAGAGGGGCUGACCAACCACCAGGUUGUCAGGCGCCAUAUCCUCGGCUCCAUCGUUCAGAGCGAGCGGAGCUACCUGGAGUCUCUCAGGAGAAUCGUGCAGGAAUACCAGAGACCAUUGAUGGAAGCUGAUCCACGCAUCUUGAGUCCAAGAAAGAUCCGGCCUAUAUUUUUCCGAAUGAGGGAGAUCACACAGUGCCACUCCAUGUUUCAGAUUGCAUUGGCGUCACGUGUGGCUGAGUGGGACAGCAGUGAGAAAAUCGGAGACUUAUUUGUUGCCUCGUUUUCCAAGUCCAUGGUGCUGGAUGUAUACAGUGAUUACGUGAACAACUUCACCAAUGCAAUGGCUCUCAUUAAAAAGGCGUGCAUGUCCAAACCAGCUUUUCUGGAAUUCUUAAAGAAGAAGCAGUCAUCUAGUGUUGACCGGAUCACCCUGUAUGGCCUGAUGGUUAAGCCCAUUCAACGAUUCCCUCAGUUCAUAUUGCUCCUGCAGGACAUGCUUAAGAAUACGCCAAAGGGCCACGUGGAUCGUCUGCCCCUGCAGCUUGCUCUGACAGAGCUGGAGAUGCUGGCCGAGAAGCUGAAUGAACAGAAACGAGUCGCCGACCAGAUUGCAGAGACUCAACAACUAGCCCGCAGCGUCAGUGAUCGCCUGCUCAGUAAGCAACUGAACUCGGAGCAGGGGUCACUGGUCCUUUGUGAGACGCUUAUUGAGACUGUGUACGGCGAGCGGGGACAAGUCCUGAAGUCCAAGGAGAGAAAGGUCUUCCUCUUUGAUGAUGUGCUCAUCUGCGCCAACAUAAAUGUCAAGGGGCCUCCGGAUAUCAGCAGCCUGGUCCCUGUCGGCCCCAAGUACACCAUGAAGUGGAGCGCCCCUCUACAGCAGGUGCAGGUAGUUGAGGUGGGCCAGGAGGCGUCUCAAAGCAAAGACACCUUCUUCCAACAGAGCGGGGCCAAGCGGCUAAGUGGUGCCUGCACUUCAGGUAAAGCGAUCCUUGGGCCUCCACGGCUCUACCAGGAGCUGCAGGAACUGCAACAUGACUUGUCUGUCGUGGAGGAGGUCACUCUCCUUGUGGGCACGCUGCAGGGGAUGUACCAGAACCUGAACACCACUGUGGCACAGGACUGGUGUCUGGCUCUACAGAGGCUUAUUCGCAUCAAAGAAGAACAGAUCCAGAGUGCUAACAAAUGUCGCUUACGCCUGCAGGUGCCCGGCAGGCCAGACAAGUCCGGGCGUCCGGUUAGUUUCAUGGUGGUUCUCAACACACCCAACCCCCUUAGUAAGAUCUCCUGGGUCAACCGUUUGCACCUGGCCAAGAUCGCACAACGGGGGGAGAAUUCACCAGGCUGGUUGUGUGGAGAGGACGAGGGGAAGACGAUGGCCCCGUUUUGGUGUCCGCUGCUUGCCUGUCACAUGCCUGUCUUUGCUACAAAGUCCCUUGAGAGAAAGCUUGAAGCUGCCCUCCACAAUCGUGUUCACUGUGCAUUGUUGGGCUUCUCUGCAGCGAGCACCUCCUUACCUCAAGGCUACUUCUGGGUGGCUGGGGGAGAAGGUUCGCAUGGGCAUAUCGAGAUAUUUUCCCUCAACAGGCCCACGCCAAGGACUGUAAAGAGCCUGCAGGUAGGCUCUGCAGUCCGAUGUCUGGAUUACGUGCCAGAACCUUCUCCCACUGAGGAAGUGGAGGCUGGAGUUCACAAGGCCACGUCGGGGAUCGGCGCCAACAUUUGUGUCGGAUUAGACGAUGGACGCAUACUGGUCUAUGGCAGCGUGGACACUGCAGCCCAAUGCCUAUUGACCCUCCAUAACCCAGAGGGCUGCCCUGUGCUGUGCCUGAAGCACUCCUCUCGCUUCCUGUUUGCAGGCCUGCGGAACGGGACCAUGAUGGUGUAUGGAAGAAGUGACAACGAUGAUUUUUGGGACCCAGACUCCCGGAGAUGUGUGAGCCUGGGCUCGGAACCAGUGCGGACACUGUUAGUGUUAGACGACUCAGUGUGGGCAAGCUGUGGGAACUCUGUCACAGUCAUGGACAUCUCCAGCCUCACCACUCAGACGUUUGAAGUCCACCCUGACCCGAUGAUCAGCGUGGCACACAUGGCGUGUGCCGGUGGAGGGGUGUGGAUGGCGUUCUCCGAGGGUUCCUCCAUCCGUCUCUUUCAUACCGAAACACUGGAGCUUCUGCAGGAAAUCAACAUCUCAACACGCUCCACGCUGCUAAACACUGGUCAAAAGAGCUUGCGAGUCACGAGUCUGCUAAUUUGCCAGGGGCUGUUGUGGGUGGGCACUGCCCAAGGCUUAAUUAUCACUCUUCCAGUUCCCAAACUGGAGGGCAUCCCCAAAAUAACAGGAAAGGGAAUGAUCUCUCUAAAUGCCCACUGUGGGCCCGUGGACUUCCUGGUGGCCACCACCAGCACUCUGUCCCCUGAACUGCUGAAGAGGGAUUCUGUCGUGGAUGGCCCAGACUCGGCCUUCGGAGGCGAGGACCGCAGCGACACCUCCUCCCAGGAAUCCCUGCAACAGUCCUACCAGGGAGAGGGACGAGGCAAAGGACGCGGCGUCCUGCUGCAGUACAAGCUGCGCUCUACGUCGGGACUGCCCGGGCGGCCGUUGACAGCGCUGGGCGACGAGGCCUCGGACUCCUCCCUGGAGUCCUUGGAGCACAGCGUGGAAGAUGGAUCCAUCUAUGAGCUCAGCGAUGACCCAGAAAUGUGGGUCCGGGGACGUCCUUGCGAGAGGGAUGGGGGACGCAGGGACAGGGUGAUCUCUGCAGCGGUUAUCUCUGGAGGCAAGGGCUUCCGUAGACUGAAGGAAGGGGCGGCAGCAGGUACUAGGACAAGCGGCGAGGGUUUAGAGAAUAUUCUUCUGGUAUGGCAGCUCCCACUGACAGUGUGAUAUGAAACAUAUAUGGCAAGGUGAUGGGUAUUUAUAGAUGUCUACCCAGCUUAGCCUUGAAUCAACCGUUACCAUAUAUUCAAGGGAUUUGAAUAAACACGUACUGUAGGAUGUGAAGGUCUUGCCACCGUUACGGAGCUUGACAUGUUAUGAUUUAGCCUGUGGAAUGAGGAAGGUAAGACGUGCUGUUUACCAGUGGUACUGUCAGCUCAUAGGAUGCUGUGAAUGUUGAGGCUUGUGCGUCAUCACCUUCCCAGCAGUUGGCCGCCACUGAUUAGUCGUGAGUGAUUGUUUUGAUCUGGUUCCUCGUCCUGUCUGUGUCACGAUUGAUAUGCCUCGAUUCAACCUCAUCAUUGCGGCGUGUGCUCUGCCACAUUUAUUUUACGCAAAGGACUUGUGUGUGUGUGUGUGUGUGUGUGUGUGUGUGUGUGUGUGUGUGUGUGUGUGUGUGUGUGUGUGUGUGUGUGAGAGUGUGUGUGUGUGUGAGAGUGUGUGUGAGUGCCCACGGACAGCACGCCUUUGAGAGGCAGGCUUUGUUGAAUCUGCCAUGCUCUGCAGAGUCAGAGAUGGACGUAUUUUAUUUGAUCCUGUGGGAGCGAUCCCAUCUGUUUCCAGCUGAAAGCUGGGGACUUCCACCGCAUCACAAAGCACAUUAGCAUCACUUUAUUAGCUCUUAGCCAGCCUAUCUCUCAUCUCCCACAAUGUGAAUGUGCGGUACCUUCUAUUGUGUCUCAAAAUUGAAUCUGUGCUCUCUUAAAAAGAAAAGAAAAAAGGAAAAAAAAAGAUUUAAUAUUUCCUGUUUUGUUGCAGCUGUUGCAAAAACGAUUUUUGGUUAUGGAAAAUUAGUUUCUUCCAAGAGCUAACCAUGCCGUGAUUGAGGAGAAUCAUGGUAGUACAGACUGGCUGCACAAAAAAAAAAAAAAAAAAAAUCAUUUGGGAAACAAACGUUUUUACUCUACAGAAUCUAUAUUUGCACUGUAGAAAUCCUGUAAUUAUUACAGAUUUAUUUUGAGGAAAAGAAACUUCUUGGUCCCACAUUUUAGAGUUUUAUCUUGCCCAAGUACUGUAAAUGCCAGAUAUCUGUUUCAUUAUUCGCUGCCGUCCAUCAGCUAGAUGAAAGAAAUGAGCGCACAGGGUUUUAACGCAGCUCACAUUAGCUGGAAACGCCAGUAAUGGAUCAAAAAUAAAGCUCUAUAAACGACUGCUAUCAGCUGUGUAUCGACGGGGGGAACCUACCUAAGAAAGACACCAAUGAGUGCACAUUUUCAGUAAUAUACAUUAUGAUUUGAUUAAAGAGGGUGUAUGACAAUACAUAGCAUACGUCUGUAAUACAAUAAACAGGCGCUGAUGUAUAGUAUCUCUGAUAUCAGCCAGGACGCUAAAUCACGUAAACCUGGUCUCAUCAACACUUGUUUUCAUGCUAAUAUUUGGUGAAUAUUUGGAGUUUAGUGCAAAGUAAUAUAAUAAUAUUCUAUCAUCAAGACAUGAGGAUGCACGAAAACAACAUGUCAUGCCUGUUGGGUGGGAUCCUCACAUCUCCAGUUUUGGUGAUUAUCGUGUCUUCAGUUGAUCCAGUUGAUUAGAUGUCUUUAACCUGAGAGGCUUCUAAAAACUCUUUUAACCACCUUUAAUGAUAUGAACAUGCAUUGUCAUUUGGCUUUUACUUUAGAAAUACAACAACAGGAGUAUGAUGAAUCGGAGCUGGUAUGAGACGCGUUCACUGGUACUCUGUGGAAUAUUGUGAACUUCAUAGUGAACUUAGCAUUGGCGGGCUUGUCUCGCAGACAAAUCCAAGUAGAUAUUUUCCACAGUGUGUUGAACAAUAGGUGGAGGCCAUGCAAGGAGCCAAAUAUGAACAUAGCUUUCAUGGAUUUUCAAUAAACCGAGCACUGGCGAAGGUAAUGGAAUAGAAUUUUUUUUCUCCUCCUCCAUCUUCACUUAGCUCUCACCUUAUCCUUUCAUCACAGAGGAAACGUAAAGUUCAUGUUUUGUGUUUCCCUGAGGCACACCUGAGGUUUAUUUCCCCUUGUUCUUUUCCUUCUCACAACUUAAGUUCUAAAGCGUUUAAAACAUCCUGCUGUCAACCAGAGUCCUACAUCAAACGUGGAAAGCUCAAUGUCACGUCAGAAAUGUAAAACUCUGAAUUCAUGUGAGAUUCAUCGCUGCUGGAGCCACAACUCAACGCCCCAAUGGUUACUAUAGAGGUGGCGUAGAGUCUCACGAGCUGAUCCGCUCAACGUCUGAGGCGUCAUCACUAAACUAAAGAGACCUUUGAUGGACAUGGACUCAUGCAUUUCAUUUGCUUACACUACAUGUGUACAGGUAUUAUCCAUGCACUGAAUAUUAAUACUUAUGAAUGUACGUACUGUGCUACUAAUUAGAACCGUUACUGUACUAAUGAAACGUGUUCCCUUUUGUAAAGAGGACUCUGCAACGGUGUUGGAUGUUUUUAGAUGAGACUGUACAAGGCACGGUGUAUGCCAUUUUAUUUUCCCGUGGUGUUAAAGGAGAAGUCCCAUUUAUUAAAAAGUGGAUCUUUUGGCCGUCACUUAUGGUGACACGUACUCCACAGGAUCUGGGAACAUGGUGGUGUUACUAAAAACACAAGUCUGAUGAGAUAAGAAACACAAACACUCAGAUGAUCAUACAGGUUUUAAACAAAUACCCUGGAUAGCUGGACUUAUUUAAAAAAAUAUAUAAUAAAUAAUAAAAUUGUGGGGCACCUGGGUAGCUCACCUGGUAGAGCGUGCGCCCCAUGUACAGAGGCUGAGUCCUCGCUGCACCAGUUCAUUUUUUUUUUUCAUUUUCUGACCUGCGGCCCUUUGCUGCGCGUCAUUCCCCCUCUCUCUCCCCUUCCAUCUCUUCAGCUGUCCUAUCAAAUAAAGGCCUAUAAUGCCAAAAGAAAAUACGCUUUAAAAAAAUGAAAUAAAAAAAUGUGUUUACCUAAAUUGUCUGUUGUAAAACUGCCGGUCGCAGGCUACAGAGCAGCUUCCCAGCUCAACGUUGACCUACCAUACAGUUUCCCUGUGCAACGAGGCGUUUGGACUCUUACGGCGGCUGUAUUGACCUUUAGUUUUACCGCCUGUUGUACAACCGUUGCCGUGUUUACAACUUGUGUGAUCACACAUCCGACUGCUCGUUUCUUAACCCGUCAGCCUCUGUUGGUACUGGAGCAAUGUCUUCCCUGAUAACUUUGGUGAGUACAAAAUUACAAUACCUGACUGAAAUGGUGGCCGAACCUAAAAAAGUAUGGUUACAAAUGACGAGUCAUACACCGGAAUUAUCCUUUAAGCAAAAGUAUUACACCUAAAGGGGAACUACGCCCAUUUUUUGAAAUUCAUACAUGUUACUCCUAUGGUCUAAAACAGUAGACAUGAACGUAAAUCCAAAAACUAGAGUGCUAAAACUCAAAUUUAGUAUAAAGUGUGGAACUGCUUUGUAAAAAAAAAAUGAAUUGGAAGAUGUUCUAGAUGACACUUAGAGGCCCAUUAAAUUAAACAUUAAAAAGUAGUUAAGAACAGUUAGACAGAAUAGUUAGAUAAAAUAUUAGAUUUUAGGCUGCUAUAUGGGACAAUGUGUAAGCCGUUGCUCUAUACACGUAAUCCACCCGCAAUCCUUACCGUUCCCAGGACGGGCCGGUCCCACCGGCACAUGUAGCACAUGUUCACAAAUAUUGAUUGAACUUUCCUAGGACAUGGACAUAACAAAUUGGAAUUCUUAAUUUAGGUAGUGUUCCCCUUUAAUGCUGCCACAUGCAUGUGGAAACAGUGCUCAUUUCCCUUUGGUACAAUACUUGAAUGGUAUGUGUCUAAACAUUGUCUAACAAGCUUAUGCUAAAUUAAAAACAACGUUUAAACUUGG